Messenger RNA from Pneumocystis jirovecii RU7, 813 nucleotides. RefSeq names its product 60S ribosomal protein L1-B. NCBI's taxonomy places the organism in Eukaryota, Fungi, Ascomycota, Pneumocystomycetes, Pneumocystales, Pneumocystaceae. Bases 1 to 813 code for a protein of 270 amino acids. The transcript is spliced from 5 exons. The record is from RefSeq and is a predicted model, not a curated record.
AUGCGUUAUAUAUGCGCGCUCUAUGCGCUCUGCACUCUUCGGCCUGGCUCUAACGGCAGCAGUAAAGUCAGUGUGCUGACUGUGCGCCAAAACGUCAAAUUGCUGCUUUCCUCCUCAGAAGAGCACAAACGUAACUUUCUCGAGACUGUUGAGCUCCAGAUUGGCCUGAAAAACUACGAUCCACAGCGUGAUAAGCGUUUUUCCGGCACUGUAAAGCUCCCUACAAUUCCCCGCAACCUUAAUGUGUGUAUACUGGCGGAUGCAUAUGAUCUCGACCGUGCAAAGGACCUGGGCGUUGAUGCACUGUCUGUGGACGAUUUGAAGAAACUCAAUAAGCAGAAGAAACUUGUUAAAAAACUUGCAAAGAAAUAUGAUGCAUUUAUCUCCAGUGAGUCUCUUAUUAAGCAGAUUCCUCGUCUGCUUGGGCCUGGGCUUUCAAAAGCUGGCAAGUUUCCUACGCCUGUAUCACACGCAGAAGAGUUGUCGGUAAAGCUUUCAGAUGCAAAAGCAACAAUCAAAUUUCAACUUAAAAAAGUAUUAUGUUUAGGGGUGGCGGUUGGAAAUGUUGGGUUGACAGAAGACCAAUUGGUUGCAAAUAUUGUGAUGGCAAUCAAUUUCCUUGUUUCUCUCUUGAAAAAGGGGUGGCAGAAUGUCGGUUCGCUGGUUAUUAAAUCUACAAUGGGGAAACCCUUUCGGCUCCGAAUGGCGGCUAAUAACAACCAAUGGCAGCCGGUUGAAGACCAGUUGAUGACAAGUCAGAUGGUUGAAAUAUAUCUUGGAAUUUUUGUCAUAUAUAAAAAUAAACAUCAUUGA